AUGUCGUCUGCGCUCACCAUCCAUCACCUACGGCGCUCUAUUUCCGAGAGAGUUGUCUGGCUAUGCGAAGAGCUCGACAUUCCUUACAAUUUGAAGUCGUACGAUAGAGAGCCUCCCACCCUGGCUGCCCCAGAGGAGUAUCGCAAGAUUCACUGGGCUGGGACUGCACCUAUCAUUGAGGACGGAGGAAUGGUCCUUGCCGAAACAAGCGCCGUCUUCGAAUAUAUUCUGACAAAGUACGCCAAUGGGCGCCUAUCUCUGCCCUCGACUCACCCGCAAUAUGGCGACUACCUCUUCUGGCUUCAUCGAGCUAAUGGGACCACGCAGCCGGGUCUAGUUGCUCUGAUGUUUGGUCGUCUUAGCGGUAACUCGAAAGAGGGCCUCGGCACCAGGGUUACGCAAAAGUGCGUUGAUGAGAACGUCGAGGCCAUGGACGCUCGGCUGGCCAAGUUCCCAUACCUCGCGGGCGAUGAGUUCACAGCUGCCGAUUGCAUGUCGGUCUUCUCCGUGACCGCGCUCCGUCUCUUUAAUCCAUACUCCCCUGAGCCAUACCCGGACAUUGUGAAGUAUCUUGAGCGGAUGUCACACUGUGAGGCCUAUAAGCGCGCUUUGGGUAAGGGGGAUCCGGGUUUGGAGCCUGUCAUUUCCACCCAUGCUCCGGAGAACACUGUCUGGUAA
Molecule: messenger RNA, 678 nt
Organism: Penicillium mononematosum
Lineage: Eukaryota; Fungi; Ascomycota; Eurotiomycetes; Eurotiales; Aspergillaceae
Product: glutathione S-transferase family protein
Exons: 1
Coding region: 1-678 (225 amino acids)
Source: RefSeq, a predicted model, not a curated record